AUGUCGACUAAUAAGUUUUCAAAUUUUUGCUUGUUUCUUUUUGUUUUUUUCCUUUCUACCCAAUUAACGUCAACACUUGUUUGUUUUGAGUGUAACAAUUGUGAUAAUAUAAUAUCAUGCACAUGUAAUAAUACAGUUAGUGUUGAUGUCAAAGCUUCAUAUUGUAUUCUUCUACGAGAAAGUUUACCAAAUGCAGUCGAUAUUGAAAUAAAACAUAUUUCAAGGAAUAGUACAACAUAUUAUAUAUAUGAUCCAUAUUAUAUAUCAGUACAAGAAACGAUUUCUUAUGAUGGAACAAUGCGACGUUGGCACAGUAAAUCAAAUAAAAUAACUUAUGCAUGCCAAACAGAUGGAUGUAAUCGACCUGAUUUAAUAAAACAAUUACCUGCAACAGGUUUAUCAUUAAUGUUACCUAGUGAUUGGCUGGAUGAAAAUCUUCAGCGUAAACCAGACAAAAUCACGACAUUAUGUCGUGACUGUGAAGGUGAAAGUAUAUGUGAUGAUACAACAGAUUUGGUGAAUAUAAAUAAGUGUACGAUAAAAGAAUGUCAAGGUUCAUGUUUUAUGGGUGAAGCAUAUGAAAUAGCUGAAACGACUCAAUUUUGUCAUGAAUCAUUUUGUUCAGAUGAUACGAGCAUUGGUCCGAUAAUACAAUUACCAGAAAUUGGAAUUACUGCUGUCUAUUAUAUAAAUAAAAAACAAUUGGAAGUCGUUGAAAUUGAUGUUAAAUGUAAUGCAGAUAAUUGUAGUCGAUUAGAAAUAUUUAAAGAUAUUAAAGACAAAUUACAAAAAAAUCUUAAUGGUAUUCAACCAUUUUUACCACCAGAGCCAACGGUAACAUCGGAGCCAACGGUAACACGGGAACCAACGAAAACAUCAUCACCAACGCAGCCAACGAAUCAUAGUAAUGCGAUUUAUUUAACAUCAAUUAUAUUUCUAAUGAUGAUAUUUUUACAAACACUGAUUUUUUAUUGA
Rotaria sp. Silwood1 is the source of this 975-nucleotide messenger RNA. The record is from the annotation of a GenBank genome assembly. NCBI's taxonomy places the organism in Eukaryota, Metazoa, Rotifera, Eurotatoria, Philodinida, Philodinidae.